AUGACUGCUGAUGGCCGGAAGGAGAAACCUGAGCACUUCCUGCUGGGAGUUGUCCUGAUGGAGCAGGUGCACAGCUGGUUGGCCCUGCGGCUCUGGGCACCUGACACGAGGAGCAGCAACGGAAGCCCCCCUGCUGGCCCUGGUGACCCCUACCGGGGGUCCCCUGACCCACUCUUCUCUGCUCACUCCACUGGCAUCCGUGCCAGGCCCUCAACAGACCUGCCUUGCACGAGGUUCUCAUCCCAUGGGGACAGACAGACAGAAAUCCCCGGCGAGACGGAUCAGCGUCACCGCUGCGAAGGAGGACGUGGACCCACAGCUCCCGCAGGCCUCGGCUACCUCCUGGUCACAUCCAGCCCUCACAGGAUCCUUACCAUCACCCAUGAAGUGGACGUGUCCCGCCAGCUGGUAUCAAUGUCCCUGUCUUGCAGUGGAUCUUGCCCAGGGCGGCAGCGGCGGCGGUUGUGGGGGGGAAGUGACUGGGCGGUGCCGGCGCAGGAGACGAUACCGUUUCCAGUUACAACGCAGGGAUCACAGCCACCACAGAAGCACUAUGGCAUUACCUCUCCCAUCAGCCUAGCAGCCCCCAAGGAGACUGACUGCCUGCUUACACAGAAACUAAUUGAGACUCUGAAGCCCUUUGGGGUUUUUGAAGAGGAAGAGGAACUGCAGCGCAGGAUUUUAAUUUUGGGAAAAUUAAAUAACCUCGUCAAAGAGUGGAUACGAGAAAUCGGUGAAAGCAAGAAUCUUCCACAAUCUGUAAUUGAAAAUGUUGGUGGAAAAAUUUUUACAUUUGGAUCUUAUAGAUUAGGAGUACAUACAACAGGUGCCGAUAUUGAUGCGCUGUGUGUUGCGCCAAGACAUGUUGAUCGAAGUGACUUUUUCACCUCAUUCUAUGAUACGUUGAAAUUACGGGAAGAAGUAAAAGAUUUAAGAGCUGUUGAAGAGGCAUUUGUACCAGUUAUAAAACUGUGUUUUGAUGGGAUAGAGACUGAUAUUUUGUUUGCAAGAUUAGCACUGCAGGCUAUUCCAGAAGACCUGGACUUAAGAGAUGACAGUCUGCUUAAAAAUGUAGAUAUAAGAUGCAUAAGACGUCUUAACGGUUGCAGGGUAACCGAUGAAAUUUUACAUCUAGUACCAAACAUUGACAACUUCAGGUUAACCCUGAGAGCUACCAAACUGUGGGCCAAACGCCACGACAUCUGUUCCAAUAUAUUAGGUUUCCUCGGUGGUGUUUCCCGGGCUAUGCUAGUAGCGAGAACUUGCCAGCUUUAUCCAAAUGCAAUAGCAUCAACUCUUGUACAUAAAUUUUUCUUGGUAUUUUCUAAAUGGUAUGUGUUUAGAUUAUAUUAAAAUAAAAUUGAUUGUAGACACUGAAAAAAAAAA
Molecule: messenger RNA, 1386 nt
Organism: Hippopotamus amphibius kiboko
Lineage: Eukaryota; Metazoa; Chordata; Mammalia; Artiodactyla; Hippopotamidae
Product: poly(A) polymerase type 3-like
Exons: 5
Coding region: 1-1353 (450 amino acids)
Cellular component (GO): nucleus
Molecular function (GO): poly(A) RNA polymerase activity
Source: RefSeq, a predicted model, not a curated record